AUGACUGUUCUCGAAGUUAUAAAGGAGGAUGCGUUGGGCUAUAGGGUUGGCAACCCGGAGGGUUACGCCGAGGCUUUGUUGUUCUAUGCGAAAUCCUGUAGUGCCGAUGGGCAUGCUGAUGUGUUGGAGCUCAUUGCCAACCUUCCGGAGAGUGACAUUGCUCGAGUUCAAGCUGAAGAUGAAAUUGAACAAGAGGAGCAGAGACAGGCUGAAAGGGAGGCAGAAGAGGCAGAGUCCUCGGGGCCGGAAUGGGAGCGAGCUUGUUUGUAG
Penicillium pulvis is the source of this 270-nucleotide messenger RNA. RefSeq lists its product as uncharacterized. The coding region runs from base 1 to 270 and encodes 89 amino acids. The transcript has a single exon. The record is from RefSeq and is a predicted model, not a curated record. Lineage: Eukaryota; Fungi; Ascomycota; Eurotiomycetes; Eurotiales; Aspergillaceae.